CGGGCGACGCGUUGGGCGGUGUGCGGCAUGUCGGCGCUUCGCUGGGGCCACGGCGCGUCCGGUCUCCGGAGAGCCCUGUGGCCGGCGGGCCGCCCCGGCCCCAUGGCCGAGGAAGGGGCCUUCAGUGCUGUCUGGGGCAGCAGAAGGAGCUCCUCUGCUCGUCCUUGUGAGCAAGACCGCCGGAAAGACUGGGGCCAUGCGGAGCUGCUGGAGGUGCUUGAGGCGCGGGUGCGGCAGCUGCAGGCCGAGGGUGUGUCGGAGGUGAUGGUGAAGAGGGUUGGCGUGGCUCGACGACUGCCAGCAUCCGGAGGCUUCCAGCCCCCUGGGAAGGCCCGGACAGGGCGCAAGGGCCCUGCCGCGGACCUCGGCGACCUCUGGGCCCAGAAGCUGAACAAGGAGAAGUCUGCGAUGCAGAAGCGGAAGCUGCGGCUGGAGGGGAAGCUGCAGCUGCAGGCCCAAGACCUGGAUUGUGAGCACGAGCUGCGCGUGGUGCCCCGCCUGCUGGACGCCCAGUUGGCUGGCUGCCUGCAGCACUGGGAACACGGGCCUCCCCAGAGCCUCCAGGAGGGGCAGCUGGCGCAGCUGCUGCAGGAGGCCCCGCGGCGGCCGAGUCCCGAGGAAAAGCCGGCCCGAGAGGCCAGGGGCGCCGACAUGCGGCUGGAGAUCCAGCAGCAGAAGCUCCUGGCCUUCUUGGAGUGUUGCCUGCUCACGGGCCACCUCCCUCUCGCCCACCACGUGCUGGUCACCCACCACAGCCGGGCCCGGCAGCGGCGCCGGCUCACGCUGGCCAUGUACAACACCGUCAUGCUCGGCUGGGCUCGCAAGGGCUUCUUCAAAGAGCUGGUGUACGUGUUCUUCAUGGUGAAAGACGCUGGCCUCACCCCAGACCUGUUGUCCUAUGCGGCUGCCCUGCAGUGCCUGGGACGCCUGGACCAGAACACCAGCACCAUCCAGAGGUGUCUGGACCAGAUGGCCCGGGAUGGGCUGCAGCCACAGGCGCUCUUCAGCAGCGGCGUCCCGCUGUCCCCGGAGGAGCAGGCCAUGGUCCUGAGGGCCAUGCGCAAGGCCCAGCCCACGUUCAGCCCGCCGCCGCCGCCGCCGCCGCCCCCACCCCAGGUCAACACCUCACCGCUGCUCAGGGAGAUCUAUGCCAAGGGAGGGCCUGUGUCCUACCCAAAGUCGCACCUGCCCUUGCGGGAGCUGCAGCGCCUUUUCCAGCAACAGCUGCGUGUGGAGAUGGCCACCACCGUGGCUGUGGAGUCCGUGGAGCAGGCCCGGGUGCUGACCGAGGAGGUCCUGCGGGCGCGGAACACCGUGCAGCAGCUCCGUGCCGAGUGGGUGGAGGCCCUGUGCCUGGGGCUGCGGAACCUGAAGGCCAGUGAGGUCUGUGCUGCCCGCGCCGGCCGCCCCACCGUCUUCCCGUUUCUGUGCGUGCUUCCGGAGAAGGAGCUCGCCGAGCUGCUGUUGCAGACCCUGCAGGUGCUGCCGCCGCAGGGGGAGUCGCUGCUGUCCCUGGCGCAGCAGCUGGGCGUGCGCGUGUUCAGCCGGCACGCGGUGCGGAGGCAGCGGCUGAGCAGCCGGCUGCGGGCACUCCGGGAGCGCUACCACCAAUACGUGCGCCUGCUGGCCUCCGACACCCAGGUGGAGGUGCCCUGCCUGCCACGGCAGUACUGGGAGGCGCUGGGGCCGCCUGAGGCCCCCCACGAGCAGCCUUGGCCCUUGUCUGUACUGGUGCAACUGGGCAAGAAGCUGGCCGAGAUGCUGGUAGAGGCCGUGCGGAUGCCUGGCAGCGUGGCCGCCCCGCAGGGCCCCUGCACGCUCAUCCCCGUGCUCUACCAUGUGUACUCCUUCCGCAGCUUCCGCCAGAUUGGGAUCCUGAAGCCACACCCGGCCUUCAUCGAGCUGCUGGCGACGGCCGCAGAGCACACGCUGACCUUCGAGGCGGCCGAGGUGCCCAUGCUGUGCCCACCGCUGCCCUGGACGUCACCGCACACGGGUGCUUUCCUGCUGAGCCCCACCAAGCUCAUGCGCUCGCUGGAGGGCACCGUGCAGCACCAGCGCCUGCUGGACAGCUGCCCGCCCGCCGACCUGCACGGUGCCCUGGACGCCCUCACCCAGCUGGGCAACUGUGCCUGGCGGGUCAACGGGCGCGUGCUGGACCUGGUGCUGGAGCUCUUUGCCGCCAAGGGCUGCCCGCGUCUGGGGGUGCCGGCCCCGGCCUCCGAGGCACCCCGGCCGCCCGAGGGCCGCCUGCCGCCUGGCGCCUCACCUGCCCAGAAGGCCGAGGUGCGGCGGGAGCUGGCCCGCUGCCUGAAGGUGGCCCGGGAGAUGCACAGCCUGCGUUCGGACGCCCUGUACCGGCUGUCGCUGGCCCAGCACCUCCGGCACCGCGUCUUCUGGUUGCCGCACAACAUGGACUUCCGCGGCCGCACCUACCCCUGCCCGCCCCACUUCCACCACCUGGGCAGCGACCUGGCGCGCGCCCUGCUGGAGUUUGCCCAGGGCCGUCCGCUCGGCGCUCGCGGCCUGGACUGGCUCAAGGUCCACCUGGUCAACCUCACGGGGCUCAAGAAGCGCGAGUCGCUGCGGGCACGCCUGGCCUUCGCCGACGAGGUGAUGGAGGACAUUCUGGACUCUGCCGACCGGCCCAUGACGGGCCGCAAGUGGUGGAUGGACGUGGAUGAGCCCUGGCAAGCCCUGGCGUGCUGCAUGGAGAUCGCGCGGGCUGUGCGCUCUCCUGACCCAGCUGCCUACGUCUCUCACUUCCCGGUUCACCAGGAUGGCUCCUGUAACGGCCUACAGCACUACGCCGCCCUGGGCCGGGACAGCGUGGGGGCCGCCUCUGUCAACCUGCUGCCUUCGGAUGUACCGCAGGAUGUGUACAGUGGGGUGGCCGCACAGGUGGAGGUGUUCCGCAAGCAGGACGCCAAACGGGGCGUGCGCGUGGCCCAAGUGCUUGAGGGUUUCAUCAGCCGCAAGGUGGUCAAGCAGACGGUGAUGACCGUGGUGUACGGGGUCACCCGCUACGGGGGCCGCCUGCAGAUCGAGAGGCGCCUGCGGGAGCUCAGCGACUUCCCCCAGGAGUUCGUGUGGGAGGCCUCACACUACCUGGUGCGCCAGGUGUUCAACAGCCUGCAGGAGAUGUUCUCAGGCACCCGGGCCAUCCAGCACUGGCUGACCGAGAGCGCCCGGCUCAUCGCCCACACGGGCUCGGCCGUGGAGUGGGUCACACCCCUGGGCAUCCCCAUCAUCCAGCCCUACCACCAGGAUGCCAAGGUGUUGAUUGCCGGCGGCAUGCAGAGCCUCACGUUCAGCCAGAGCGGGGACACCAGCCAGAAGCCUAACACACUGAAGCAGAAGAACGGGUUCCCCCCCAACUUCAUCCACUCGCUGGACUCUUCCCACAUGAUGCUCACGGCCCUGCACUGCUACAGGAAAGGCCUGACCUUUGUGUCUGUGCAUGACUGCUUCUGGACCCACGCGGCUGAUGUGGAGGUCAUGAACCAGGUGUGCCGGGAGCAGUUUGUCAGUCUGCACAGCCAGCCCAUCUUGCACAACCUAUCCAGGUUCCUGGUGAAGCGGUACUGUGCCAGCACCAGGCUCAGGGCCCCCCAGCACUCCAAGAAUCUGUGGAUGGGCAAGCUGCAGGACACGCUGAAGUCCGUGCCGAAGACAGGGGCCUUGGACCUGGAGCAGGUGAAGCACUCCACUUACUUCUUCAGCUGACGUGGUGGUCCCCAGGCGAGGUCCCCAGCUGCUGUCCCCAGCCAGGCACCGCGCAGGCUGCCCGCCCGGUACCAUAGUGUAAAUAAAGCCCUGUUGUCACUCGAGGGAUCGAUUGUCUUCCGCCG
Lontra canadensis (Northern American river otter) is the source of this 3851-nucleotide messenger RNA. RefSeq names its product RNA polymerase mitochondrial (gene POLRMT). Gene Ontology annotation, cellular component: mitochondrial DNA-directed RNA polymerase complex. Gene Ontology annotation, molecular function: mitochondrial promoter sequence-specific DNA binding; DNA-directed RNA polymerase activity; protein binding. NCBI's taxonomy places the organism in Eukaryota, Metazoa, Chordata, Mammalia, Carnivora, Mustelidae. The record is from RefSeq and is a predicted model, not a curated record. Gene Ontology annotation, biological process: mitochondrial transcription. Bases 28 to 3726 code for a protein of 1232 amino acids. The transcript has 21 exons.